AUGAUGAACACACAUAAUUUACAGGAUGAAGAAAUCGACGGAAGAAAUAACAUUAAUAUGAAUGAAACACCAUCAAAAAGGUCGCAAAUACCAACACGAUCUCGUCAUUCAGCUAAUUCAAAUGGUAUCAUGGAAAAUGGUAAUGUGUCAUUAUCAGAAUCUAUACCAUCAAAACAACCAAAACAAUUUGAAAAGAUAUUAGUUAAUGAAUCAACUUUAGAAGAGUCUAUACAUUCGCCAUUAAAUUAUUCAAACGCAGUUAUGUAUCCAUCAGAAUCACCAUCUGCACCAGUUCAAAGUUCACUUUCAACUGAAGCAACUAUUGAUCCUAUGUCAAAAUAUCAACAAAUUGAAUUAGCUACAGUUACAGAUGAUGACGAUUAUGAUGAUAUUGAUAGACAUCCACAAAAAUCUCAACAAUCAAAAGAUACUGGAACAAUUGAUCAUGAUGCGUUUUUAACAUCAGUUACAACGCUAAGCGAAAGUGAUGUUAUUGAAAUACAUGAAUUUAGUUUAGCUGAUAUUGAUGCAUAUCUUGAUAUUUAUUUUGAAGUACUUCAAAAUCGUUUAGCUCAUUUUAUUGGUGAAGAUGAUCAAAUACAACGAUUUCGUACAGCAGUGAAAAGUCGAAUUAAUAACGAUUUAAAUGCACGUGAAUUUCGUAAUGUUCUUCUUGGCAAAAUAAACGGUGAAGUUGUAGCAGCAGUAACAUUAUCAUUUCCUGAAGAAACAACAACUAUUUCAAAUAAUGAUAUACUUCCACAAGUAGAUUCAUGUAUAAAAUCAAUGCGUCGUUGGAUGGUACGAAACGCAAAUUAUAUUCCAAAAAAUACAAAUGAAUGUUACAUUGAAAUGAUCGGUGUUAAAAAUUCAUAUCGAAAUCAUGGUAUAGGUGCAGCUUUACUUGAAUGUGUUGAACAUUUUGCUCGACAAGCAGAAGCACUUCUAUUAACCGUUCAUACUAAUGGAGAACAAUUAAGAAAUUAUUUUACACGUUUUGGUUUUAUGAUUGAUCAUUCAGAUAGUUCAGCACUUUGGAAAUGGGCUGUUGAACGGCAAAGUAUUAAUAAAAUGUCGAAACUUAUUUCGCUCGAUAGUGGAAAUAAUUAUGACAAUGCCGAUAAUACUGGUAGUUAUGUUAAUGGAAGUAUCGUUGAAAGUGAACUCGAAUAA
This is a messenger RNA of Rotaria socialis, 1173 nucleotides long. Lineage: Eukaryota; Metazoa; Rotifera; Eurotatoria; Philodinida; Philodinidae. The record is from the annotation of a GenBank genome assembly.